AACCUCUUGACGCUAAAGGUUUAAAUUUGUGUAUGUUUUUUUUAAAAAAAUUUUCUGAAGGUGGAAGAAGUCGUGGAAAGUUUUGGGCCAUCCAUGGAGGGGUUGAAAGGGUUCAAUAUGGAAUACUGGGAAGCUCAAGGUCUUAAGUUUGUUCCUCAGCUGCAAAAGGCAACCAUCGAAGUUCAUUUUGGAAACGGAGUAGAACUUGUGAAGUAUCUACUCAAGCAUGCAGCAGCUUUGGAAACCUUGAACACCCUCUGUUUUCCAGGUAUGGAAUCGAGCAUCUUGGAGCAGAUAAAGGAAUACAAAAGUCAACCCACCACUGUCCUUUUUAGCUCAAUAUGAAAGCUGCAGAUAUUUUGAGGAAAGAUUUGUAUCAGACCGAGUUAGAUUUUGAAUUGUUCUUAAACACCAUUAGUGUUUAUGUUUUAUGAUCUCAAUCUGCGGAUCUAGUCUGCCAUUUAAUUUCAUAUGUAUUGUUGUUUUGUUUCUACUUUCUAGGCCAUGAUCACUAACUUUGAUUAUGAUCUGAUGGAUGUCUCUGAUGUGCAUCAUUCUUUUCUGUGUUGUUAUUCCCUCAUCACUAUUUUGCUCUGGGUUGAGCACAACGACGAGGCUGGAAGACAGAAAGUAACCUUAUGAGAGCAUUUUUUUAGUCACUGCUAUCAAUCUAGAAACAACAUGACAACUACUUGUAAAGUCCAUUGGAUUUUGAGGUUUUAUCACCCCAUUCCUGCAUUGAGAGAAAGUUGGCAACCCAGAAAUUUGAGGUU
Rubroshorea leprosula is the source of this 773-nucleotide messenger RNA. The record is from the annotation of a GenBank genome assembly. NCBI's taxonomy places the organism in Eukaryota, Viridiplantae, Streptophyta, Magnoliopsida, Malvales, Dipterocarpaceae.